UUAGACACCUUCACAUAUUCUGUGACUCUUGCUCGGGCCAGAACAAAAACUUCACAAUGAUAAGAUUUUUACAUUAUCUUGUUUAUGAAGCAAAGAAACUUGACUCCAUCAAAGUAACAUUCCCUGUGCGUGGCCAUUCAUACAUGGAAUGCGACAAGAAUAUGGGGCUUGUCAACACAAAAUCUAAGGCAGAACUUCCUUCAGAUUGGAUUGAAGUUUUUGAAAAUGCUAGAAAGAACCCUUUUCCCUUUAAAGUUGUGAGUAUUGACAAUCAAUUCUGUAGACAGUGGACAAAAUUCUUGGACACAUUAUAUAUGAAAAAAUGCCCAUUUGCUACAAGGACUAUAAAGGAGCUUAAAAUUUCCAAGGAAGGCAAUGGUAAUGAACAAAAAUUGAUGCUGAGGAGUUCUUACUAUGCAGCGUGGGACAAAUGUUCAAUCCUGCCAAAGAAAAAAACCCAUUCUUCAACAGUAUGUGCUGAAAAUGAAUUUCUAAUGCCAGAAAAAUCUUAUGAUGGUCCACUGCCUAUCAAGAAGGCCAAAUACAAUGACUUGAAAGAUUUAAAGAUAUUUUGUAGUAGUGCUGCCAAAGAAUACUUCACCAAUCUUCCCCAUUUGGAUGAAUAA
Homalodisca vitripennis (glassy-winged sharpshooter) is the source of this 626-nucleotide messenger RNA. RefSeq lists its product as uncharacterized. The transcript has 2 exons. Bases 57 to 626 code for a protein of 189 amino acids. Lineage: Eukaryota; Metazoa; Arthropoda; Insecta; Hemiptera; Cicadellidae. The record is from RefSeq and is a predicted model, not a curated record.